Molecule: messenger RNA, 1462 nt
Organism: Arvicola amphibius (Eurasian water vole)
Lineage: Eukaryota; Metazoa; Chordata; Mammalia; Rodentia; Cricetidae
Product: aldo-keto reductase family 1 member C13-like
Exons: 10
Coding region: 259-1230 (323 amino acids)
Biological process (GO): steroid metabolic process
Cellular component (GO): cytosol
Molecular function (GO): steroid dehydrogenase activity; ketosteroid monooxygenase activity; aldose reductase (NADPH) activity
Source: RefSeq, a predicted model, not a curated record
UCCUCUAAAAUGAAACUCUUGGCUGCUCUCUGUGUUGUGUGUUCUUCACUUUGGAAUUCAGAAUAAACAAGACUGAAGCUAGAGUUGAGACUGGAGAACUGGAGACCUGCUGCAGGACAUCUGGUGCUCAAUACAGGUCCACUUUCUUUAGCUAAAGGGCACAGAGAGGCAUUCUCCUCCCAACACUUUUGGCAAGGACUCUGCUCUGACUUGGCUGCAGGAGAAUCAGAACCUGCUUAGACAGAAGAGUGAUAAACUAUGAGUUCCAACCAGCAGCGCGUGAAGCUAAGUGAUGGCCACUUCAUUCCAGCACUGGGCUUUGGCACAUACAAACCUGAAGAGAUACCUGAAAAUAAGCCACUGGAGGCUAUAAAUUUAGCUCUAGACGCUGGGUUCCGCCACAUCGAUACCGCUUAUGUGUAUCAAACAGAAAAGGCUGUAGGGCAGGCUAUUCAAAGCAAGAUUGCAGCUGGCCUUGUGAAGAGAGAAGACAUAUUCCUCACUACAAAGCUUUGGUGCACUUAUUUUAGACCAGAGCUGGUUCGAUCUAACUUGGAAAAAUCACUGAAAAACCUUCAACUGGAUUAUGUUGACCUCUAUAUUCUUCAUUACCCAGUGCCAAUGAAGCCAGGGGAGGAUCUGUUUCCAGCAGAUGAACAUGGAAAUUCACUAUUGGACACAGUGGAUAUCUGUGCCACAUGGGAGGCCGUGGAGAAGUGUAAGGAUGCAGGAUUGGUCAAGUCCAUUGGGGUGUCCAACUUUAAUAGCAGGCAGCUGGAAAAAAUCUUGAACAAGCCUGGGCUUAAGUACAAGCCUGUCUGCAACCAGGUGGAAUGCCAUCUUUACCUGAACCAGAGCAAACUGUUGAACUACUGCAAGUCAAAAGACAUUGUUCUGGUUGCCUACUGUGCUCUUGGAUCUCAGCGACCUAAACGAUGGGUGGACCCAAACUCCCCGGUUCUCCUGAAUGAUCCAGUUCUUUGUGACAUGGCAAAAAAGCACAAGCGAAGUCCGGCCCAGAUUGCUCUUCGUUACCAUCUUCAACGUGGAAUCGUGGUCCUUGCCCAGAGUUACAAAGAGAAUGAGAUAAAAGAGAACUUACAGGUAUUUGAAUUUGAGCUGCCUUCAGAGGAUAUGAAAAUUCUAGAUGGCCUGAACAAAAAUUUAAGAUAUGCACCUGCUCCAUUUGGUAAGGGCCACCCGGAAUACCCUUUUUCUGAUGAAUUUUAAUAUGGAUGCGUUUGUCUUGACUUCUAUCCCAAGUCUUGAAGUCCCUCUCUAUGGCUAUUGACCUAGGUGACAUCCGAGAUGCUGUCGACUGAAAUAUAUCAUUUAUGCUCAGUCUGAACUGCUUAACAACUCAACUUCAGCUAGAGCCGUGUCCACCAGUCUACCAUAAAUCAUUACAUUUUCAUUACGCUUUGAAAUAAUGGCAAUAAUUCCUAUAAAGAUCUUUCUUUAA